This is a messenger RNA of Cydia pomonella (codling moth), 2904 nucleotides long. RefSeq names its product elongation of very long chain fatty acids protein 7-like. Gene Ontology annotation, cellular component: endoplasmic reticulum membrane. Bases 271 to 1362 code for a protein of 363 amino acids. NCBI's taxonomy places the organism in Eukaryota, Metazoa, Arthropoda, Insecta, Lepidoptera, Tortricidae. Gene Ontology annotation, molecular function: fatty acid elongase activity. Gene Ontology annotation, biological process: very long-chain fatty acid biosynthetic process; fatty acid elongation, monounsaturated fatty acid; fatty acid elongation, polyunsaturated fatty acid. The record is from RefSeq and is a predicted model, not a curated record. The transcript is spliced from 8 exons.
UUAUGUUUAACCCACCUUCUAUGAGAAUAAAAACACAUUAUAAAUUCAAAAUUAGAACUCCUGUAGUCUUGAAGGAACUAUGUCUAUCGCGUGCUCACUUAUUUUAUAAGCAGCCCGGUCGAUAGUGCCGCAGUGCCGGCUACAUCACCGCACCGCUCGCACGGUGCCCGUUACCAACGAUUUCGAACACCGGCUGAUUCGAAAUUUGAACGGUCUCAUUCCGUUGGGCACCAGCCUCGUGAAUCACAUGCUCCAGACAUCCAGGCAAACAUGGCCAGCCCGUUGCCGCUUCAACUCGCUAAUCCUUCAAGUGAAGGGAUCAAAAUGAGUUACCUUGAAAAGGUGGACCGGUACCUGGAUUCUCUGAAAGUUGGAAAAAGUGCCCUAGUUGACUCAUGGUUCAUGAUGUCGAGUCCGAUCCCGAUCAUCUGCGUGGUGAUCGCGUACCUGAUCUUCGUGCGCGUGGGCCCCAGUCUGAUGAAGAAUAGGCCUCCACUCAGGAUCACGAAACUCAUCACGUAUUAUAACGCAACGCAGGUGUUGCUGUCUGUGAUGAUGGUUUAUAAGGCUCUGAAUUUGAACAUAUUUCGAGAUGGUGUGCUCUAUGCGGGGUGCAGAUAUCCCUCGAAUACUCAAAACAAGCAGCUUUUGGAGCUAGGAUGGUGGUACUUCUUCGCCAAGUUCACUGAACUCCUCGACACUGUGUUCUUCGUGCUACGAAAAAAGAAUAAACAGGUGACCUUCCUCCACGUAUACCACCACGGCAUCAUGGCUCUCUACUCCUGGAGUUACCUCAAGUUCGCCGCCGGCGGCCAAGGGACCAUCCUCGCCCUCCUAAACUCUGCCGUCCAUAUCGUCAUGUACUCCUACUAUCUUCUCUCUGGACUGGGGCCUCAGUUCCAGAAGUAUUUGUGGUGGAAGAAAUAUGUCACUACUUUGCAGUUGGUACAAUUCGUGAUUAUGCUCGCGUACUGCAUAUGGACUCACUUCUCCCCAAGAUGUCAGUACGCGGUAGGCUUCACUUACUUCAUAUCGGCCAACGUCACCAUUUUCCUGUGUCUGUUCCUUAAUUUCUAUUCCAAAAGCUACAAGAAGAAGAAAAGCGUAGAAAAGGAGAUACAGAAUGAAUUCGAGAAACAAAGAAACGGGACCAAACAAAAUGGAGUUGAAGCGAAUGGAAUCACAGGGGGAAAGAACAAAGGGGGGUGCACAAAUGAUUGUAAGGAUAUUUCCAAUGUAGAAGAAGUUCCUUGCGCAGUUGAUAAAGCCUGUGGGGAUUACAUAAAGAAAGGCAAGGUGUUCCUUACUAGACGUACAGCCAAAGCGUGUGGAGAACUAGAUUACGAAAGCAUAAAGAAAUGAUUCUUAUGGUUGAACAAUAUGGUUAGUUCCGGGUUUUUUGAGACUGAAUUUUGUGAUGGCGAAGAUAAACGAAAUAAUUUAGGAGCGAUUGAUAAGUAAAUAUGGAAAAAUUGUUUUAGUAUUAAGGACGUAUGAAAUAGAGCUUAAAACUGACUUUAUUUUUAAUUAAAUUAGUGUCAAUUCUGUCACUGAAAAUAUGUUGAUUGUGCUACUAAAUUUUAUUGAUGAAAAGAUGUUUCAGCAUAUCGUAGUUAAAGUGCAGAACAUUUUUAUGCUGUUGAAUUAUUGAACGUAACAGUGAGACGAUACGCUUUAAGAUUUAAAUUAUAUUAAUAUUAAAAUGCCAACCGCACAAUUUUAAAUAAUGUAGAUGCUAAGAAUUUUAUUGUUGAAAUUAUAGCUUUACGCUGUUAUUGUUUAGCGAAUAGCAUUUCAGUUUAACAUUGCAGAUUACUGAGUGUCAUACACAUUUUAUUGUAUGAUUAACUCGUUCGCGUUCCUGUAGACAUUGCAAAGCUAAGCUAAUUUUAACGCUGCACUCUUACAGACGGAAUAAUUUUUUUCAGCGCUUGAGACCCAAAGGGAACAUUAAAGUCUUUUUUCUUCAAUUUAGGCAUAUUAUAAUGCACUUAUGAUUGUGAAACGAUCGCCGGUUCUAACCUUAGAACACAGCCCCGAGAAGAUAACGGCGCAAGAAUCUCAGUGGGAAAUAUAAAAACGUGAUAUGAAUAUACCCGGGACGUUAACGUUCGUUGUUUCGUCCACAGAAGAGAACUUAUUCUGUAAUGUGUUUGACCCCUAUAGAAGAGGACAAAGUUUCUGCAUCAUGUGAAACUAAUAUACUUAUAAAUCGAUUAAAAGAGGUAUAAACAUAAAGCAAAUUAAAAACAUUUUAUGUUAAAUAGCAAUAACUGAAAAAUAUUCAAACUUACCUGGUAGCUUUUUUAGUACGAAAAGUACUUACUACGUUGGCUCAGCGACCCAAAAUGAGACUUGGCCUCCGACACAAGACAGCGCCACUUUUCUCGGUCCUGUACGACUUCUCGCUAAUUGUUGACUUGAAGUUCGCGCAGAUCCGCCUCCACCAUGUUGCUUCAGCGAUACCUGGGGCGUCUGAUAGGACAUCCUCCUGCUAGGCAACCCAGGUUCUUUUCACCUUCCGAUCUCCAUCCAAUCUCUUAAGGUGGCCUCAUAAGUUGUUAGUGUCCAAGCAUCUAAGCAGACGCACCAAGAUCCGAAUCUCUAAGACCGUGAUUCGCCCAAUCCUAACCUACGGAUGCGAAGCAUUGUAUGAAAAGUACAGUUCGAAAAUUACUUGAACUGUAUGUAACUGCAAACACUAACUUAAUUAGUUAUUAAAAAGUGGCUCGCAGAGUCAAAAGUAAGAAUAGAGGUAUUAUAAUAUGCGGUUCCGGUGAACCGGUUAGCGCAAUACUGUACUUAAGAUAAGUUAGUUAUUAUGACCAAGAUUAAAUUAUCUAAGAAUCUUGCCACUGUGGCGUGUACUUUUAGUUUCUUGCCAAAAUAAAUGUUCUGUACAAA